Camelina sativa (false flax) is the source of this 735-nucleotide messenger RNA. The record is from RefSeq and is a predicted model, not a curated record. Lineage: Eukaryota; Viridiplantae; Streptophyta; Magnoliopsida; Brassicales; Brassicaceae.
AUGGUUGAACAAAUUCUCACCAACCUUGGCGAUCGCUUCUCAGUCAAGGACAUGGGUGAUGUGUCCUAUUUUUUAGGCAUUGAAGCGAUUCGUACGAAGUAUGGUUUACACCUCAAUCAACGCAAGUAUGUGUUAGAUUUGUUGGUCAAAAUGAAAAUGCAGGAUGCAAAACCAGUAGCUACACCAAUGGUCACGACCCCGAAACUCACAUUGGCUGGCAAACCACAUUCAAAUCCCACUGAGUAUCGCACCUUAGUUGGCAGUCUCCAAUACCUCUCGUUCACCAGACCGGACAUUGCGUACGCCAUUAAUCGCCUAUCGCACUUUAUGCACGCACCCACAUCGGAUCAUUGGCAAGCAGCAAAACGUGUGCUACACUAUCUUACCAGUACAAGUUCUUACUGUCUGUUUUUCAAGAAGGGCAAGCCCCUCACACUCCACUGUUUCUCCGAUGCUGACUGGGCAGGUGAUGUUUCCGAUUGUGUCUCUACUAAUGCUUAUAUUAUUUAUCUUGGUGGUCAGCCAAUAUCUUGGUCUGCUAAGAAACAGAAGGGUGUUGCAAGAUCAUAUACUGAAGUUGGGUAUAGAGCUGUUGCCAAUGCCGCUUCUGAACUCAUGUGGAUAUGUUCUCUACUCUCUGAUUUGGACUCUCACGGACUGCCUCACCUACCAUCUACUGUGAUAACAUUGGUGCCACCUACCUCUGUGCUAACCCAGUUUUUCACUCCCGCAUGA